GAUGAGUGAAAAAAUGAGGUGCUUUUAAAGGUUUUUCAAUCUUCUUUAAUGCAGUAACUCUUAGAGCGAAAGAGUAUAUGUGAAAAACUUUAACGCGCGCUUCUCUUUGUACAACCCCCAAAUGCUGUUGACGGUUCGUGAUUAGAUUAGCCCCCAAACUGACAAGCAUAACGCUUAUGUUUGUUUUUCUCUUCGUUUCGAAACACUUAUUGGUUAAGAUAACGAUCGGAUUGUUGCUGCAAGUAUAUAUAGAGCCACCAAUACAUACUUGUUGUUGUUAUUGCAGUAAACGGACUGCUGAUGUAUGUCACUGCAACCGCCGGAACCCGCUCUUUAUAUUUUCGUUCUCGUAUGAUGCAACUUCAGGUUACUCAACAUAUGCGCCGACAAAGCAUCAAAGGGCGGUAAUGUCCGUGUUUAGCACUGAAGGUGGUUGGCCUGCAUGAAAGGAAAAACUUCUGCGCACUCUUUUUCUUUGAUCGGGUAAAGUGUCCCGAGG
Molecule: messenger RNA, 499 nt
Organism: Zychaea mexicana
Lineage: Eukaryota; Fungi; Mucoromycota; Mucoromycetes; Mucorales; Lichtheimiaceae
Exons: 2
Coding region: 177-446 (89 amino acids)
Source: RefSeq, a predicted model, not a curated record